UUGAGCUUGUCAGGCAGUAUGGCUGAAGAUUCUGUGGUUCUGAAAGAUGGAAAGCCUGUGGGUUUUUCAGAAAAGGAAGAUCCGGGUAUGACUGAAGAUAUGAAGUCAAAAUUUCAGUGGUGCUCCAAGCCCUGUCUCAAUGUAGCCUCUGUCCGGCCUUUACCGAGAAAUGGGAACGCUGAAACGAGCUUGAGUCACCCACAAUCUCCUUCACCCUCUUUGGCAUCUUCAGUGUCCCCUGCAAGAUCAACAACAAGUGAAGACUCUGAUUUCUUGCCACAAAUCAGGGACCAAAGGUUAAUGCACUUACCCAGGAGAAAUUGCACUCGGCCAAGUCCCUUCUCCUUUGAUUCACGUGACUCCGUGCAAAGAGUUGCCCAUGAGCGAAAGCUGGAGGAGCUGAGGCUGAUGGAGGAAAGUCAUAUGGCUUUCACAUUUAAAGCCAACCCAGUGAGGAAGUACAAGCCACUGGUACUGAAGCAGAGCAUACGUCCACUCACAGUCCCCCAGUGGCCCUUCUCCAGGCCUGACAAAUGAAAAGAUG
Neoarius graeffei (lesser salmon catfish) is the source of this 544-nucleotide messenger RNA. It is a transcript of the gene sinup, whose product is annotated as siaz-interacting nuclear protein. The transcript is spliced from 5 exons. The record is from RefSeq and is a predicted model, not a curated record. Bases 19 to 537 code for a protein of 172 amino acids. Lineage: Eukaryota; Metazoa; Chordata; Actinopteri; Siluriformes; Ariidae.